Molecule: messenger RNA, 1337 nt
Organism: Colletotrichum destructivum
Lineage: Eukaryota; Fungi; Ascomycota; Sordariomycetes; Glomerellales; Glomerellaceae
Product: Putative short-chain dehydrogenase/reductase SDR, NAD(P)-binding domain superfamily
Exons: 6
Coding region: 161-1081 (306 amino acids)
Cellular component (GO): cytosol
Molecular function (GO): oxidoreductase activity
Source: RefSeq, a predicted model, not a curated record
GUUGAGAGCCAUUUGUCUCAAGAGCCAUUGGACGGCAAUCAGGCAAGCAGUGCGAAUCCGAUCUUCUCCUGAACUAUUCGAACCAAGCAUCCCUCGGCUAUAUAUUAGCAACAGUUUUGAUCUCGAGCCUACCGACGGGUCUUUUCUUCCGUUUUCACAUAUGCCCCGUUGUACCCAGAUAACUCGUACUUUCUGCUCUUCAAUCUUGUUUCGUCAGCAAUUGCCCCGAUUAUUCCCUCUCUUUCAACACACCUUCAGCCACAGAACCAUCAUGUCCGCCGCCGCGAAGCGCCUCGAGGGCAAGACUGUGCUCAUCACCGGUGCCUCGAGCGGGAUCGGAAAGAGCACGGCCUUUGAAUACGCCCGGACGGCACCCAACAACCUCAGGCUCGUCUUGACCGCUCGUCGCAUCGACAGUCUCAAGCAGAUUGCCGCCGACAUCCAGAAGGAGGUCGGUGAAGGUGUCAAGAUUCAUCCCGUCAAGUUGGAUGUCAGCAAGCCCGAGGAGGUUCGCCAGCUCGUGCCCAACCUGCCUGAGGAGUUCCGCGACAUUCACAUUCUGGUUAACAACGCAGGCCUCGUCAAGGGAGUUGCCAAGGCGCCUGAGAUCGCUGAGGAGGACAUCAACGUCAUGUUCGCUACUAACGUCACCGGUCUCAUCAACGUAACCCAGGCCAUUCUCCCCAUUUUCAAGGCGCGCCCUGAUGGCGGUUCAGGCGAUAUCAUCAACAUUGGCUCCAUUGCGGGCCGUGAGCCUUACCCCGGUGGUUCCAUCUACUGCGCAACCAAGGCAGCAGUGCGCAGUUUUACCGACAGCUUGAGAAAAGAGCUAAUCUCGACACGCAUCCGCGUCAUUGGCAUCGACCCCGGUCAGGUCGAGACUGAGUUCUCCGUUGUCCGCUUUUACGGCGACAAAUCCAAGGCCGAUGCCGUUUACGCCGGCUGCGAGCCUUUGACCCCCGAGGACAUUGCCGAGGUCGUCGUUUUCACGAGCACGCGCAGGGAAAAUGUAGUGGUUGCCGACACCCUUAUUUUCCCCAGCCAUCAGGGUGCUGCCGGUCUCCUCCAUCGCAAGUCUUGAACAGACGUACGUGGUACGUGAGAGUGAGGGUGAGACUGAGACUGAAAUAACUUGGUGGGCGCAGAGGCGCUUGUCGCUAAGGAUAUGGAACCAGACAACACCCCGUUUGGAAGAUAGACCUCCAAAACCAUGAGCAUUUCGCCUUUCGAGUUCGCAGUCUUCAAUUAGUUUGUAGCAAGUUGCGUUCUGCAAGUUUGGCGCUUUAGGAUCACCAAAAAUUUUGAGUCGAAACUGAAUGAUGUACGACUCCUCGAGG